CAAUAGAGUUUGGCAAAACAGACAAGGUCAUAGGUGAAUAGUGGAACAUAUAUGUCUUGUUUAAUUUCCACAACCAUAAUAUAUAUGGGGUCAUUUCCAUGUCAUAUCUCCACCACAAAUUUUCUUCCAUCAUAUCUCCCCAGACACACUACCUCUUCAAUCAACUAUAUAUAUAUGGUUCAUUAGUCUAUUAUUGAAAUAUUCAAACAACAACUUCAUAUAUUCCUGUGUUAUAACUUGUUCAUACAACAAAGUUUAAGGAGAAUUAAUGGCUGCUACUGCUACUACUACAGCUUCUGCUGGUUCAUUUUCGAUGAAGGGUUCGAAGGUUCGAUCGUUGGGGCGAUACAGUUCGAAGCAAGUUAGACAGCAGAGAGCAAGGCUAUACAUAAUAUGGAGAUGUACUGUUUUAUUAUUGUGCUGGAAUGAUUAAAAGUAAGUACAAAAAGAUGAAUAUUUGUAAUUGCAAUUGUAGAUUCUUCCAUUAUAGGAACUUUGGGAUGUGAGAUUAGUAACACUGAAAAUUAUGUAGUAGUUUUGUUACUACUACUGGAUAGGGUAGGUGAAGGAAUGUAUAAUUAAGGAGCUAGAUUAAGCAGGAGUUUCUGCUUGAACUGUAAAUUAUGAUCUAGUAUUCUACCUUGUAUAGAGAUAUAAUGAUAAUUCAAGUUGAAUUUCU
Messenger RNA from Vicia villosa (hairy vetch), 679 nucleotides. Its product is annotated as small polypeptide DEVIL 4-like. Bases 269 to 433 code for a protein of 54 amino acids. Lineage: Eukaryota; Viridiplantae; Streptophyta; Magnoliopsida; Fabales; Fabaceae. Gene Ontology annotation, biological process: negative regulation of cell population proliferation. The transcript has a single exon. The record is from RefSeq and is a predicted model, not a curated record.